Molecule: messenger RNA, 2272 nt
Organism: Eucalyptus grandis
Lineage: Eukaryota; Viridiplantae; Streptophyta; Magnoliopsida; Myrtales; Myrtaceae
Product: cytochrome P450 90B1
Exons: 8
Coding region: 234-1766 (510 amino acids)
Biological process (GO): sterol metabolic process
Molecular function (GO): oxidoreductase activity, acting on paired donors, with incorporation or reduction of molecular oxygen; iron ion binding; monooxygenase activity
Source: RefSeq, a predicted model, not a curated record
CAGUUUUGGUUUCCUCGAGUGCUCACGAGCUUUACUUUUGGACACGAAAUGGAAGUUUCUUUCCAAGAGAUGGACAGCCUCCGGAAAGCUUAUGUCUGAUCUCAUCUCUCUCUCUCUCUCCUCUUUUUCUCUCCCUAGACAGCACAGCUCAGCAGAACUCCACAAAAACCAUACAGCACCAGCACCAGCACCAGCACCAGAGAGAGAGAAAGGAGAGAGAGAGGAGAGGGUGGAUGGAGGGGAGUCAGCCAUCCAUGUCUGACUCGGAGCUAAUCAUCCUCUGCCUCCUUCCCUCAAUCUUGGCUCUGCUUCUCGCCUCCAUCCUCAUCCAGAGGAGGCACCAGACCCGGUACAACAAGCUCAACCUCCCGCCCGGCCGCGCCGGCUGGCCCUUCCUCGGCGAGACCAUUGCCUACCUCAAGCCUUACUCCGCCACUACCGUCGGCGCCUUCAUGGACCAGCACAUCUCCAGGUUUGGGAAGAUAUACAGGUCCCAUCUGUUCGGGGAGCCGACGAUCGUGUCGGCAGACGCGGAGCUGAACCGGUUCAUCCUGCAGAACGAGGGGAAGCUGUUCGAGUGCAGCUACCCAAGGAGCAUCGGGGGGAUCCUCGGCAAGUGGUCGAUGCUCGUCCUGGUCGGGGACAUGCACAGGGACAUGCGGAGUAUCUCCCUCAACUUCCUCAGCCACGCCAGGCUCAGGACCGUCCUGCUCCGGGAGGUCGAGCAGAACACUCUGCUCGUAUUGAGCUCUUGGAAGGAGCACUGCACCUUCUCUGCUCAAGAUGAAGCCAAGAAGUUCACGUUCAACCUGAUGGCGAAGCACAUAAUGAGCUUGGACCCCGGCGAAAUGGAGACAGAGCAGCUGAAGAAGGAGUACGUCACUUUCAUGAAAGGGGUGGUGUCUCCGCCGCUGAAUUUCCCCGGAACCGCCUAUCGAAAGGCUUUGCGGUCCAGAUCGACGAUUCUGAAGUUCAUAGAGAGGAAGAUGGAGGGGCGGGUGCGGAGGAUGAAGGAAGGAGGAGCCGGGGAUAGCUCGAGGGAUGACGACGACCUGCUGGGGUGGGUGCUGAAGCACUCCAACCUGUCGACGGAGCAGAUCCUGGACCUGAUACUGAGCCUGCUCUUCGCCGGCCACGAGACCUCCUCGGUCGCCAUUGCUCUGGCCAUCUUCUUCCUGCAGGCCUGCCCCAGGGCCAUCGACCAGCUGAGGAAAGAGCAUCUUGAGAUCGCGAGAGGGAAGAAGAGAGCUGGAGAGACGGAGCUGAACUGGGAGGACUACAAGAAGAUGGAAUUCACCCAGUGUGUGAUUAGCGAGACGCUUCGGCUGGGAAACGUGGUGAGGUUUCUGCAUAGAAAGGCGCUGCAAGAUGUCAGGUUCAAAGGGUAUGACAUUCCAUGUGGAUGGAAAGUGCUGCCGGUGAUAGCAGCGGUGCACUUGGAUCCCCUGCUUUUUGACCACCCACACCACUUCAACCCUUGGCGAUGGCAGAACAAAUGCGCUUCUAACCCUCGAGGACAGUCGUCGUCUUCAACUUCGGCGUCUUCUUCAACAUGCCCAAAUGCAAAUUAUUUCUUGCCAUUCGGCGGAGGACCGCGGCUCUGCGCGGGAUCCGAGCUGGCUAAGCUCGAGAUGGCGGUUUUCAUCCACCAUCUGGUACUCAACUUCAGCUGGGAGCUAGCCGAGCCCGAUGAGGCCUUCGCCUUCCCAUUCGUCGACUUCCCUAAAGGCUUGCCGAUCAGAGUUCAGGGCCACACUUUGCUAUAAACCCCUUCACCCCUCCCCUACCCCUCACCCAAAAAGAAAAAGAAAAAAAAGAAGGAAAUUCAUUCAAGAAAUCAUUUCCAAAAAGAGUCUCUCUCUCUCUCUCUCUCUCUCAGCCUCAGGUUCUGUGGGUGGUGUUCACGUGCUGGAUACAGAUAGGAAGGAAGGAAUGAAGAAGAGAACAAAAGUGCCUCACGGUUGGUGAGCGAUAGGAUUUUUGAGCUCUUUGGAUUUCGCAGCAGCUUUCGUGUGCGAGUUGUUUCUUAACUCUACAUGUAAAAGCUCCUCACAUGACGAAAGGGAAGACACGGAAGAAGUCGUGCGGCGAUUGACGGUGAUGCAUCUUGGACCACAUCCCCACCGAAAUACAUAAUCCCUAAAAUCCACCACACACUCUCCACCCCCCCCUCUCUCUCUCUCUCCAUUGCUCUGUAAAUGUUAUUAUUGUAUGGGUAACUCCAUGUAGAGGUUGAUUAUUCAUUUGUAUGUGAUAUGAGUUUUCUUCUUUU